Messenger RNA from Leguminivora glycinivorella, 1017 nucleotides. RefSeq names its product glycine-rich protein DOT1-like. The record is from RefSeq and is a predicted model, not a curated record. NCBI's taxonomy places the organism in Eukaryota, Metazoa, Arthropoda, Insecta, Lepidoptera, Tortricidae. Bases 1 to 1017 code for a protein of 338 amino acids. The transcript is spliced from 3 exons.
AUGAGGACAUCGAUACGGUUGAUAUGCAUUUCUAUACUUUUCCUGCAUCUACCACAAGGAAAAAAGACGGGUAAAAGCCGGGGCUCAGGCUCCGGCUCGAGAAGUUCGUCGAGGGGGAAAACAGCACCUCAACCGGUACCUACUUCGUUCAGCAACCCUCAGCCCUCAGCUCCGAAACCAUCGCUCUUCGGUUGGCAAGAAAAACCUGCUCAGCGCAAGACACAGACACAGAGGCAACAAUCUACGCCGACGGGUAGUAAAACCCAUUCGUAUCCGUCGAGUCAGACCGGUCUUUCUGGUGGAAACACGCAACCAAAGCAGGCAACCAGCUCUCAAGCCCAAUCAGCUAACAACAAGCCCAGCUAUCCUGCUGGCAAUGGUUUAUCAGGCAGCGGGGGACAGUCUCCAGCAAACGGAAUGUCAGGCAAUAGUGGGCAUGGUUAUCCCGCACAAGAAAGUAUUCAAAGGAGCAACGCACCGCAACAAGCUAAUAAGCCACCUGGUAAUGGCUAUCCGGCUAGUACUGGGCUAUCAGGUAAUGGCGGCUACCCUCCAUCGAACGGUCUUUCUGGCAACAGCCCAUCGUCAGCAGGCCACGGUUACCCGCCAGCACAAGGGAGUGGGCAUGCUUCUGGACAAGCUCCUCCACCUUACUCAGCGGCUGGCGGUGCGCAGUACCCUGGUUCCGGCGUAGCUCCUCCCCCAUACCAGGCUGCACCCCCUCCGUAUUCUGGAUACAAGCCCGGAGGAAACUAUGGAACUAACAAUUACGGUAACAAUUACCACCCACAGGCUCCACCGCCUGCAUAUUCGAAUCCAGGCGCACACUCUGGUGGUUACGGCGGCGGUUAUGGUGGCUAUGGGGGCCCUGGAUUCAACGGCGGAUACGGAUCUCAAAUGCCUGGUUACUUCGGAAAUAGAGGUUUCGGCGGUGGAAGUCGCACUAGCACUGCACUCAAAGGUGUUGAGGGCAACCAGUGGCUGUUGCACCAAGUAAUAGUACAGAGCCCGUGGUAG